This is a messenger RNA of Setaria italica (foxtail millet), 2902 nucleotides long. RefSeq lists its product as uncharacterized. The transcript has 3 exons. Lineage: Eukaryota; Viridiplantae; Streptophyta; Magnoliopsida; Poales; Poaceae. The record is from RefSeq and is a predicted model, not a curated record. Gene Ontology annotation, biological process: root development; shoot system development. The coding region runs from base 2035 to 2748 and encodes 237 amino acids.
UUUGUCGCUGCAGCACAGGCACCUCACCAUCGAUGAGAUUCUUGCUGUCUAUAUGGUCACCGAUGCCACUUCUUCAGCUUGUUCUGUUAUAUAUAGAGGCAAGCCAUAGCCGGAUCGACGCCAUUGCAGCGGCUUCAUCUCUUCUUUUCCACUCUGAAAUUCCUGUAACCAACAGCAUUUGUUGUAUGCAUUGCCAUUUGCCAAGCAUGUUAUGCAGCGCUACUGAUUUUGCAGUGUACUAAAUGCUUUGCAAUCGCCCAAACAACCAUAAACUGCAUCAUUUCACAAGAUGCAAGAAGGGGCAAGAAAAAGGUGCAGAGUGCAACCGAAUCCAAUAUUUAAGCUGCAUCGGAUCAAUCAAACGUUUAGCCUUUACCUUUAAUCGCGGAGUAGGUCGCAGGCGGCCGGAGGGGGAGGGCGCAGCGGUGAUUUGGGGCCACUCCCGAGUCCCCACCGAUGGCGCACGGAUGGGUGCGGUUCCCAGCGCACGAGAAGGGACAGAUGCUAUCUGGCGAUACUCCCACGACCUGAACUCCGGCCUCUUGUGGCGGCGGCGCCGGCCGCCGGUGGACGGGAACGGAUGUUAUGGGCCAUGGGGAGAGCCGAAGCAAAUGAGGACUGCUAUGCUAAAAGUUAGGGGUUUAUUGCAAAAUACUGGAUCGCGAUCCAUUUUUGGAGGUUUUAUGAAAAUAUUUAGGGGUUCAUACGUAAAAUUGGCUGGAAUCUUGGGGAGCUGGGGCCUGGGGGCGAUGGGAUGCGGAGCCGCGGCGCAGAGGACAACGGCGGCGGAGGCGCUGCAGGACGACCGGCCGGCCGCCCUCCAAGGUCGCCACCGCACCCCGUUUCGCAUCCGCAACUGGUUCGCCGGCGUGUGAUUCGCGGCCCUUGGCCGCGGCAACCGGAGGCGAACGGACGAACUGAGCGAAUCAUUCACGGCAUCCAUGUUUUCUAGAAGCGGAAGCAUCGACGUCUCGAGGAAAUCUGUGGUCCGAAUUCCCUUGCAGGGGACCUGCUUUACAUUUCACAGCACAAGAAAUAGAUCAGGAGGAGAAAGGUUGAAGUCAGCUGAAAUGAGGUCAGGCUUAGUUGCUCGUGAAGAUAGCACUGUAAAUGUACUGAUUGUUUACAAACACUUUCAACAAAAUUGCAAAGCUAACUCGUGUGAAGUUAUUUCUGUUCUGAGUAAAUUACCCCCCUUUACAUUUUAAUCUAGCUGAGGAUCCUUUAGAAAUCUUGGUUGAAAGUGCACUGGCUCAUAGCCUUGUGGGCAUGCGAGCACUUAGUUCCACAUAUCGUAGAAAGCGUCGCUUUGCCAUUUUACAGAUUUCCUAUGACAUUACCAUACUAUUUUUCUUGUGAAAAAUUAUUUGGAGAGUGCUAGAAAACUUAAGAUCUGGUGUUUGCUUGUUUAAACAAAUGAUUGCACUGAAGGUAGAUUUUCAUAGUAGUGAAAUAUUCUGCAUAGAUGAUUCCUUAGAAAAUCAAAUAUCAAAUGUAACUUCAGUAAAUAUUUACUUGUGUCUCUUUACCCCAUAAAACACACUGUCAAGUGUAAACACAAGUGACAAGUUCUCUUCUCCUCUGUUUUCUACUGUUUCCCUCUAAACAAUAAUAUCUUAUAUCACGAUUUUUAGGGGAGAUGGAUAUCUGUUGCAAAACGUGCGUGUAUUAUACACCUGAAACAGAAACAUUAGGACAAGGGCUAUCACUGAUCCGUUGUGCAAUGCUGUGAUCACCUGCUUAAACAUGUCUUGGGAUCUGGAGUUCAGUUUGCCAUCCAUAAUGCAGACAUGACAGCCUCCUAAUUGAGCUCAACCACCAAUGCCUCUUGGGUUGAGUGGCUUCUGUCACAGCUCACCAUGAUCACACAUGAGAUUGAUUCUUGCUGUCUGCUAGUUCAGCUGUGCAGUUGCAUCAACCUCUUUCCCUAUAUAAAGAGGGAAGCCAAAGCUGGGAAGACACAGUUGCAGCAGCUUGACUUCUCUUCCAUCUCCAGCAAAAAGAGGCUUCAUAACUUCCCCUUCCAUUCCAAGCAUGGCCUGCCACCUGAGGUCCGCGAGUGUGCCCUCCAGCCCUUGCUCCAGCGGAACCAAUGUCAAGGAACAGAUCCAGAUCCUGAAGGCAACCGUCUCUACUCCCUCUGCGACCAUUGAAACCAUAAUUGAUGGUCUGUCCAAGCUCGGGAGCAUCUACAGCUGCAUCGAUGAGCUCAUUUGCUUUCCCAGCAGCCAGCGUCAACAGAGGAAGACAGUAGAGGAGGAGCUUGAGCGCUCUCUCGUCUUGCUUGACCUCUGCAACGCCGUGCAAGAGAGCUUCGCAGAACUCAGGACAAGCGUCCAAGAGAUGCAAUUGGGUCUCAAGAGGGGAGAAGAUGUGACUGUUCAGGCCAAGGCUCAGUCUUUUGCCCGUUUGGUCAAAAAGGUGCAGAAGCAGCUUAAGAAGAUCAACAGCAAGGUUGUUCUUGACACUGAUAGCUGCAGGGUGGUCAAGCUAUUGUCCGAAGCAAGAGAGAUUGCUCUAUUGAUGCUGGAAUCGACAUUGUACCUCCUGUCAAAGGAGGUCCUGAUGCCGAGUGCUAGCAAGUGGUCUCUUGUCUCAAAGGCAUUCCAGAAGAAGAGAGUCGCAUGCAAGGAGGAGCAACUGCAGGUCUUGGAGUUGGAGAUUGUUGAUCUUGAGAGCGAACUCCAGAUUGUCUUCAGGAGACUGAUCCAAUGCAGGGUCUCGCUUCUCAACACUCUUAGCCUGUAGAAAGAUCAUACAACAACCAACUCAGAUUCUCUGCGAUUAGCAUCCGCCUUUUAGAGGAAUGGCUGAUCAUCAAAACAAUUUUGAUGUAUAUAUGAGAGAAAGUGUACAGAAAAAUACUGUAUGAAAGAGAAAAGUUUUGAUCCAUUUGAUGUUG